CAAUUUUCAUUUGCACUGCGCUCGAGUUUGUGUUGCGUUUAGUUUCCUACGUCGCGCGCUUCGCGUCUACAGCCAUCUUCUAGACCGGCAACGAACGCCAACGUUCUGUAGUCAGACAGUUUCCGGGAAGCUAUAUGACGUCGUCGGCGUUUGGCUACGAUUUCACGUCGCGAGUUAGCACAUUGAGUGUCGUCGUGGUGUUGCUAGUGACCAGUUGGCAGUGUCAAAGUAGAGAAACGUGGUGGAGUAAGAACUUUCCGGGACAACCAGACCCGACGGUUUGUCCGGAGUUGAGUGACCCUGCACAUGGUAGACUUGAAUUUCGAGGAGAGGCAAUAAGGAAGGCUACGUACGUGUGUAACACAAACUAUUCCGUUGUGGGCGACCAGGAGGUGGUUUGCUCGUGCGGAGAAUGGAGUGGACCCAAAGGGAACCCGGCGAAUUCUACGUGCAAAAGAGAUGGUCAAUGGUCAAUGUGGUCAAAUUGGACAGAAUGUUCUCUCACUUGUGGCGGUGGAAGGGAAACUCGUACUCGAUCUUGUUCUAAUCCUCCUCCUGAACCGGGUGGUAUGGAUUGCUUGGGAGACCCUUAUGAGAUACGAAUUUGCAAUGCAGACAAAUGUCCAGUGUGCUCUAUCCAAAGUAACAUCAAAAUUGGAGACAUUUCUAUCACUCCUUUAGCCAGUGGAUCUGAAGUGAGUUUCUCGUGUCCAGAUGAGCACAACUUUCGACUCGAAGGACCUAAAGUCCAGUCUUGUGUUGGAUUAGAUCUCUCUAAACUUAGCAUUUUCUGCAUUAGAGUUUGUCCACAGCUGGAUCAUCCAGUCAACGGCAAUGUGACCGUAGAUGUAAACCGAACAGUUGCACGGUACAGUUGCCCGAUCGGUUUUUCAUUGCAAGGACCAGAGCAGAGGGAUUGUGAUGAUGGUGUCUGGUCGGGAACAGAUCCUGUCUGCAACAGAGAUUUGAUUAGUGCUGAUGAUGGGGAAGUUGAACCAACUGGAGUUAGCCCUCGAAUUGGCCUCGGUCAGGGUGUUUUCGAUAUUAACAGUCCGCAAAUCCUUAUAUCACAGUGCAAUGGAUCGACAUCAUUUAAUUUACGGACAACAACAACGCAAGCCGAAUUGAAAGUAACUGCCAUUUUAUUUCUAGUCACAAAUGAGACAGUUUUUCGCACAGAAGUGUUACUAAAUACGUCAGAAUAUCUUUCAGAUGAAGCUCGUUAUGUUUGUGUACCACUAAUAUGUAAUGAUACCACCGGGUUGGGCUUACCUCAAGUGGGACAGCUAAGAAUCACUGUGGAAAUCUUGGAUGGCACGGCUGAGUUUAGUAAUGUCAACUUCUUGGAAGGCACGAGCUGUGAAGGUCCUGAGGAUAGCGAAUCACUUGCAUCGUGUGAUAAUGGGACCGCCAGUGGUGACUGUGGGUUUCGUAACACCGGGUGUGGCACUGAAGACUUUGAUGUGUCACUCACAGACGAGUCUGAUGAGAGUUAUGAUGAGGACGACGAUGAUGACGAUGACGGAGACGAAAAACUUGUUAAGAUUUUGAACAACCAGACAGCUGAAAAUUGUGAAAAUUUUGGCUGUUUGUCGUGCUUGCGGGAUUCAGGAUAUUCAAUAUCAGCAAGAGAUAAUAAUGAAACAACUACCAACAAACGGAAGAAGAGAGCUGUUACCACACGUAACAACAAAUCAUUUUGUGUUUACCCUAAAAAGGGAGUCCUCGCCUUCUCAGAAAUAGCAUCUCAGUUUGUUAAAUUGGGCAGCCUUAAUGAGUACUACUCGUUUUUCUACAACAUGCGGAAAAGAGGGUUCCAUUAUCUUAAUGUUUAUGUUCAAUGCCGAGGUUACGUUCACAGAAUUCAAAUAGGAAAACACGGAUUAUCAUUUGUGAUAGCAAAUUACAACGGAGGUGGAUCACAUGGACAGCAAUGCUUAAAGCUGCACACUCGUAUUAAAGAGGUUUUGAAAAACAAGUGCACCGAGUUCAGAGUCAUCUUUCAAGUAGCUGCUCUAAAGAGAGCCAUAUGUGUCAAUAACAUGAGGACACUUCAUUGGAAGCAUGUGAAUUCAAGGCAUUGCAGACAUGUUGUUAAUAUUUAGAGCUGAUAGGCUCGGCACUCAUCUCGUCUUCUAAGGGAUGUCAUCAUAUUGCAUUCUAUGGUACAUACAACAGGUUAUUAGUGGGAUGUUGGAUUGAUUUGUUAAGUAUCAUGUAAUGACUGCAAUAAUUGGUAUCAUUUGGAGGUAGCUAGUGUAGAAAUGUAGUGUUACUUCCAUAAGUUUUGUUGGUCAAGACUCAAGUUUAGAUGGAAAGAGUUAAAGAUUGUCGAAUGCUUUACUGCUAUUAUAGUAAGUUGUUAGAUCGAAAACUGGUUGGGUAUCUGUUGUAUUGAUUAUUCUAGAACUUGAAACUGCA
Messenger RNA from Corticium candelabrum, 2421 nucleotides. RefSeq lists its product as uncharacterized. Gene Ontology annotation, cellular component: extracellular matrix. The coding region runs from base 135 to 2105 and encodes 656 amino acids. Gene Ontology annotation, biological process: proteolysis; extracellular matrix organization. The record is from RefSeq and is a predicted model, not a curated record. The transcript is spliced from 9 exons. NCBI's taxonomy places the organism in Eukaryota, Metazoa, Porifera, Homoscleromorpha, Homosclerophorida, Plakinidae. Gene Ontology annotation, molecular function: metalloendopeptidase activity.